AUGGAGGCUAACCUCUUUGAGUUUCUCCAGGAAUUGUGCCGACGAAGAGACCACGACAUCGGACUCAGCGGUCAGGAACUUGAGACGCCGGAACAGCCCCUUAGCCACUCCUGCACAACGGCACGAGUGAGUCCCGUAACACGAGCGGUGAGUGCCUCUAUACUAUUAUAUAUAUGUAAUAGUUAUAGAGCGACAUUCACUGACUGCGUUAUUGUACAUAAUCGUCCCGUUGGGUCUUGGAACUCAAUCUAAAGCCCUGCCAGCAGCCACAUAGUGGCUGGUAAUGAAACCAAAUAAGAUUCACGGCAAAGACAAGGGAGACGAAUGCCCGUUUCUGGCGUAUUAGCUUUCAUCUGCCAACCAUGUCCAACCCCAGGAUUCUUGAAAUCCCUGAGGCUCGGAAUCGCCUUCUGUUGGUUAGAAGUCCAACGCCCUAACCAAAGAGACACAGGCUCCUUGUCCUGUCAUUUGUGACCGGAUAUUUUAACAGUAGUGGAAUGGUGCUCAUCGAUCGCCAUGCUCGUCCUGUUUUGCCUUGAGGCUCUACUUAGAGCCCUGCCAGCAGCCGUAUAGCGGUUAGUAAUAUUAAUUAAUAUUAUUAGUAUACCCGAUCGCAACCGACAGGACCAGAGUCCCCAUGGCUCUGCCAUCUAAAUGCCUUAAAUUGAUAUAUUUUCACCCUACAAGCACCUCUGUCAUUGACGCUCCUAGAAGGAUUUUAAGUGCCCCACAGUUCGCCUUCUUCCGCGUUAUUCGGGCGUAUAAAACGGAAGAUCACUCUGGGUUGGUAACUACCCCGUCUUUUUCUUCAUAAGUCGUCAAAACAUACUAAAUCUGACCGCCCCCUUAAUCCAAAACACAAGGAAAGCCCCAUUAGAGUGCUGUUCAGCGAUCUGUCCUAGUUAGAGAGCAUAAAUAAACAUUCGUAUUUGGCGUCGGAGUACUGUGUCUAGAGGCCGUCCAGGGCUGUCGCAUAGCGACGAGCCAUUAAUCAUUGGGAAUGGCCCCUUCCAGUUUAUUAUCUGUCAUCAGUCAGUAAGACACCACUCGCAGGUGCUGGUCCAUUCGAGGUUUGCGCUUGAGUACAGUGGUUCAAUGAACACUGUAAGUUCAAGGUCCAAUCCCUUUGAGCUGCCAGUCUAGGCCUCAGGCGGUUAGGAUCGGUAAGACUCAAAGAACAGCUUGCAUUGCUCAAUUUGUUUAUUCUAAGUAAUCCUUGAUGACCAAGAAGGGUUAAUGGCAGAAAUGGGGGAACGACCGGGAUGGCUACUUUUAGUUUGUUUGUCUUAAUCACCCCGACGCGUAUCUGCCAUUUAAAUCAGCGGUUGUCCGUCAUUGGACAGUUUCAAGUCGAGCACUACAAUAGUUGAGCUACGAGAAAAGUUUGGAAUUUUAAUUUUUGUCAUAAAAUCAGGAGAGACCAAUGAAAUUUAGGGUUUUAUAGAAGACAGUAGUGUUGCAGAAGGUAUUUGGGGAAACUUGUGGUGCUCCAGAUCAUAUGACAGAUAUGGCAAAUAUAUACGCUUUAUUUUGGAAGUAUUAUUCCAAAAUGUUCAGCAAAAAGGCCUCCAUUCACAGUGAGUACAAAUGAGAACGAAAAACAGAUAAAACAAAACGAAUCGCAUUACAGACGAAGACAGGGAAGACUGGAAUGGCCAUUUCUCGCCGUUUUCAGUUAGUCAUACCCAAUCCCGAAGUGUGGGACACCUGGGGCUUGAUCCCGUGACUUGUUGGUUAGAAGUCCAACGCCCCUGACCACUGAGCCAUGGGCUCGUCGUCCUGUUGGUUGCGAUAGGGUAUAUGCAAUGGUGGAGGGGGCUCUCACCGAUCGCGCUACGGAACUCACUUUUCCCGUUGUGCCUUGGGACUCUCUCUCUCUCUUGAGUCCCGCCAGCAGCCGCACAGCGGUUGCAGAAGAUUGCAAUCGAUAUGUGAUGUUCGAAAAUUGCAACUGUUGAUAUCAUGAAGAGUCACCAGUGAAUGAGGUGUAAACGUCGCGUCAAAUUUUUUUUCCUUAAAACACUGCUAGCAUAGUAUGCAGAUGACUCCAUUACUGUAAUUCAACUGAACAAGGAGGAAAAUAAAUUAGCAUAAAAUCCGCAUAAAAUAAGCCAACAGAUGCACGUAUGGGAAAUUUCUCACUCAAAUGGAGAGCAGUUCAGUUCUCGGCUCCCCUUAGACUUUGCCUCCUUACUAUCCCGUUUUUUGUACAGUUCUCAUAACGUAAAUAAUAGGCCAGCAAAAAAACAGACAGUUCUUAUUUUCUCAAAUUAACGAAACCCAUAUUUGGGGCUGUUCUAACUGGUUGCUAUGUCGCGGCUUUAAAAUGUUCGACUUUUCCAUGAGAGAAAGAGAAAUAAAUUGACCGUUUUCUAUAACAAGGCUGCGAUUCAUUUUGGAAAUCCCUACUUAAGGUCAAGCAAUCAACUAUUAGCCAUGCUGGAAUUACACCUAUGACCGGAGGAGAUACAACCCGCGACUUAGGAAGGGACGGGUUUGCCAAAAUGCAUUUAUCAUAUUUCAUUUUCUUAAACGGUCUCGUUACUCCUGUCCAUUCUCCCUACUGAACUAGUAGGCUGACUUAUGCACAAUUCGGACCUUCUCGAAAAGUAUUAUGCUCCAAAGAUUUAAUACGAACUGGAGUGUUGUACUAUGUUCUCAUUUUGCUCAAAGACGUUUUUUCCAGUUUUUUUAUUCUGCUGCACGCAAUGGCACGGUUUUUGAGUUAUUCACGCUUUUAACGAAUUUCCAGCUACCUGACGAGGUUUGUCACAGAAAAUACAUCCAGCAUAAUAGUGGGAAAUCGUUGUAGUUUAGUAGCGAAAUCUCUUGGGUACUCAUCAGUCGGAAUAGUGUCAUUUGCUGUUUCAAAAACCAUUAGGACUCAGGGAAAAUGAAUAAAUAUUCACACGUGGACAUGCAAUUAGAGGCAUGAACGCUUGGAGGGGAGGAUUUAAGAAUGAUAUUUCGACCGAGCCUCCGGCCGCACACCAGUUCUCUUCAGUGGACCAAAAGCUACCUAAAAGCCAAAUCCAUAUUUCAUCUUUAAGACAUUUCAGUUCGAAUCUCUUUUUGACUCAAAGACCGCGGCGUAUGCAGCGAUUAACAUCUCCCAUCGGAGUUCGUCGAAGUGGCAAGCAGUGGCUGUAAUAUAGUUGAUGGCUGCCAUGUCUUCCUACUCAACAGUCGCCCUUCUGUCAGUUUCGUGGUAUUUUGAUGUGUCAGCCAAUCAGCAUGUACCGGUGUUCACGGUGAUAUCUGGCACGUUGAAGUCUCAUGCCAUUUAGACUGUGGGUGACUACAGGUGCCAAGCCACACUAUCAGCGAGAUAAGCGAUUUCAUUCCUGCUUCCUGUUCAGUGUUAUUCGUAGCCUGCAUGGAAUUGCGAGUGGUUGCUGUUUUAAUGCAAUAAAAGUGACUAUGCUGACUUACUCAUUGGCACAUAAUUCCGAUGAUAUGACUUACCCUGCUGUCGAGUUUAUGGUCAGAUUAGUAUUUGCAUUGAUUGAAUAACCGCCGCUUAUUAAGUGGUCGUUUGACGGGCACAGAAAGGAACUUCAAAACCCCCCACAGGGUGCGGUGGCGAAUUGGACAUGCAUAUACAUACGUACUUAUGUUAAAACGGAUUUGCGCAUCGUCUGCCCAAUUUAAUUCCCACCACAUUCACCAUGUUUCUAUGACAAGGUAAAGUCAGGACGGCGUAGGAGGGCGUGGAUGCGAUGACUGUCAAAGUUAAACGAUCCGAUGUAAAUGGAAAAGUUUUCACGAACUAACGAGUUGUAUCUCACGAGCCCCGUAGAUUUAAAAGCAGCAAGUAAAACUGAGCAGUGAAUAAUAUAGAGAUUUUGAACGCUAAGCAACCUGACAACAGAGCGCGACAGCAAAGCAGGCCAACAAGGCGGGUUGUACAGGUGUGUCGUUUUUCGUCACAUUCAAACAAGCAAUCCGGUCAAAGAAAACGGGGCUAAAUUGUCAAAGGUAAAUUAGUCCGGUACCUCACCACAGAUCCAUCUACGCGUGCCACAUAUUGACCUGUCUUGAAACCUCGUUCGAACCGGGUCCCAGGGAGAGCGAGGAUCGCAAAUCCUGGACAUUUGGGGGCGUCCUAGGGAUCGAAUCGAAAAGAAACCAUUACAACCUGACUCUCGUUCCAACGACGAACUGACUUAUUUCGUUAACUAGUAGAUUUUCAAAUCACAAACGGUAGCACUUCAUAUAUAUAUAUAUAUAUAUAUAUAUCACGCGCCUUUGCUUAUUUAUAAAGAAGAAAUUAAACGCUCGCUCUGACAUGACCCGUCCACACACACUUUCUCCCCUCUCUCCCAUGUGUCACCAGCAUGUUCAAUUAAAGUCGACUGGGAUUGCGGUUGGACACUGUGGCUGCCGUAGAGUGAGACCCUGUUUACAGCGUAUGACGCACGUACAUAAAUAUUUAAGGACCCUCUUAUACUCAAUACCGCCCGAUCGACGAACGGACGGAUCAGUAUGAUCCUCUUCGAUCUAGUGUAAUUUCGGUGCGGUCUUUUGAGGAUUCAGAUCACCCACUAAAUGAAUCAUCUCAGAUGAGUAAGACGUUCUGUAGGCAACGGCCCAGUUCGAGGACAUGCUUUAUUUACUAUCGUCGCGUAGACUAAAUAGCACUGGAUAGCCCAUCUGCCGUAAUCUGUGAACAGCACCGCUUUCUCGGGAAGCAGUUAUAACCGACGCGUGGGCUUGAGUAGCAUCCACUUUGUUCCGCCUUCCCAUUUGCUGUGUUACCCAGGUAAGACACCUCGAGAUCACAGGGAAGAGAUAGGAGGGUGGCAUAAGGCUUCCGUCGACGAGCAACUCAACAGUGCCCUCAAUUCCCCAUGACCCGCAUUACCAAAAGUCAGAUUUCUCAGCGGUGGCAGUUACAUAUUUAUGUGGAAUUACUGAGGUUUUUGCCCUCACUCCAGGGAGCAAGUCUGCCGCUUCGGCUGUUAACCAGCCAAACCACAAUUAUGGCACGUUAGACUUCAGUGGGUGGGCUAACUCGUGAAAUAUCAACUGAAAUUCUGAAAUGCGUUUUGGUUUCAAAAAGAUUAAUUAAAUAGGGUUGUAAAACUAAUCAGCCUGAAACCUCAUGUUGUAAUAUCUCAGUUACCACAGGAUGCCGGCUUUAACUUCCUUCAGGCUGCAUGCAUAAACCGCACUCUCUAAAAAAAGGACUACUUCUGUAGCAUGCAUUUUUCUCAUUGAUUUUCAAUGUUCCUAAAUGUCCAAUCAUAUUUCAUGGAAAACAUGCAUAAAAAUAUUCAUUCUAUUGCUCAUUCGGUUGAUAAUUACGUCUUAUUUAAAUCUUAUACGCGAAGGAAGGGACACAAUUCGGUUUAAAAAAAAACUUUUCCGAUUCCCGAAUAAUUUUUAACCCGCUCUACCAUUAUACUUGGAUUCCGGGUAUCCAAAUUACAAGCAGUAUAUUUUCGGCGUACGGAAAACCACACAUUUCUCUACGGUAUUAAAGGGGCACCAUAUAGGCUUCAUGAAAUUUAGCAGUGAAUUUGAUCCAUAUUGUUAACUUUACAGGCCACAUUGGUAAAUACAGAGACAUGACGAUUUAUGAAGGACCAUUCCACGGUAUUUAAAAGUCCCACAAUUAGAAACUUUUUUAAACCGAAUUAUGUCCCUCCUUCGAGUAAAAAAAUUUGAAGAAGACGUAAUUAUCUACCAAAUGAGUAAAAGAAUGAAUAUUUUUAUGCAAGUUUUCCAUGAAAUAUUAUUGGACUUUUAGAGGCAUCGAAAGUCGACGAGAAAAUUGCAUGCUACUUAAGUAGUCGUUUUUUACAGAGUGUAGUUUUUUGCAUGCAGCCGGAGGGAAGUUCAUUCAGUAGCCGGCAUCCUGCGGUAACUGAAAUAUUAUAGAAUAAUGUUGCUGGCCGACUACUUUUAUAACCCUGCUUAAUUAAUCUUUCCGAAACAAAAACUCAUUUCGGAAUUUCGGUUGACAUUUCAUGGGUAAGCCCACCUACUCUAUUAUUGUGAGAAAAUCAAGCCAAGCCUCGACCUUACUUUCACUUUUUUCCUCUCUACGGCCAUGACAAGUUCGAGUUAGACCGGGCGGUGGGCGCUGCGGGUAGCUCGAAACCAAUCCGUCGCACAGUCGUUUACCCUGUUUUGGGAACUAUUGCAUGACUGUCGGAUUAAGCACUCGGCGUUUUUCUCAUACACACUAGCAAACCAUCUGUAAUUACUUAAAAUUAUAAUCUGUUGUGGCAAGAUUUUAAUUAUUGCCUUCCAUUUAUCAUUAAAGGGUCAACUAGGCUUCCUUUGUCAUAAUAAGUUACAAUUUGUGCUUUGUUUAAAAAGAGUGCAAUUUAAAAACCGGCUGUCAUCUCUGAUAAAACAUUGCCUGGGGUCAACGCCCAAAGGGGGUAGGCCGAUUUAAGUCCGGCUCCACAGCGCCGUCACUUUUGGACAAAAAAAACUAACUCUGUACCCGCACACUCUACUGUAUGACUAGUGUGGCAUCAGUAGCCUAGUGAACUGAACUGUCCUACCACUGAAGCUCUUGCUGAAAUCAGAUCUUUGAGUCAUUGCGUUAACAAUGAACUUUUCUGAGAACAGCUCGUCUACAUCCGAAAGACAACGGCCACCCCUUCCAGCGCCCAUAGUGGCGCUCCAGAAUCGACAAGACACUGUCAAGGCCUAACGCUAAGUCAACCUAACUCAAAAGUUUUCACUGAUAUUAACUGAAAUCCAGAGUAAUUAUGUCCCCUUAUGACCGGAAGCAAAAAACCAGUCCGCUGUUUUGCCGGCGGAGAAUGUCGUUCAUACCCAAAAUUGGGCGAUGAAAACUAAUGCUGUAUAGACCAUCGUCCCGAAAAUGUGGAUGCCUAAAUCUGAAUUCUAACGAUGUACCUGAUUUCCAUCAAAAAUUUAUUUGCUCAACUUGUAGUAGUAGUAGUAGUAGUGUUUACAGAAUACCCUGCAAGUGUCUGCUCAGUAUGCGAGAAAUAGCAUUGGUUGUGAGAUUCCGUUUCCGUACAGUCAACAUUCUAGCCACCUGAGCUACGAGGUCCUACCGUAAGGCGCGAGUUUAAUCACUUUUGGAUCGAGUUUACCCGCUAAACAAAAUGCAACGCCUGGAAUCCACCAAAUCUGAUACGGUAGGCUGGCUGCUCAAGCAGGAUUUCCUAAGUAAUCCACCUAGAAUCCACUGGAUGAAGGGCAGGUGUUAUGUCAGAUUUCAAAUAAUUCACUUUGACACAAUUUGAAAGUGUACCUGUCUUCAGAAUGGAGACGGUGUGUGGAUUGCUUCGGGUACACCACCGGGGUUAAUUACCCUAUAAACUACCAGAACACGUUUUUCGUAAUUUGGGAAGGAAUCCGCCAUUAUUUAGUUCCUUUUCUUCUAACUGUCGUCGAUUCAUUCAUCGGCCGCUCGAGCCUGUCUGCCUGCCUGACGAAAUUCCUUUUAUGGCUCCGCGAGUUUUCUUAUUUCGAUAGUCCAAACAAACUAAAAAUGCGUUUCUUGUUGACACACCUACUGCAGAGUAAGUUGUUUCUUCUUCUCCAAAUAUGAAUUUGUCAUUGCAACUCUUGCAGCCAGUUCGUUCAAGCCAACACGAACGGUUAGUCUUGAAAGUUAGAAGAAGAAGAAGAAGAAGAAGCAGAAGAAGAAGAAGAAGCAGAAGAAGAAGAAAAAGAAAAAGAAGAAGAAGAAAAAGAAAAAGAUGAUGAUGAUGAUAAUGAUGAUGAUGAUGAUGAUGAUGAUGAUGAUGAUGAUGAUGAUGAUGAUGAUGAUGAUGAUGAUGAUGAUGAUGAUGAUGAUGAUGAUGAUGAUGAUGAUGAUGAUGAUGAUGAUGAUGAUGAUGAUGAUGAUGAUGAUGAUGAUGAUGAUGAUGCAUGA
Molecule: messenger RNA, 7870 nt
Organism: Spirometra erinaceieuropaei
Lineage: Eukaryota; Metazoa; Platyhelminthes; Cestoda; Diphyllobothriidea; Diphyllobothriidae
Source: the annotation of a GenBank genome assembly